AUGCAAGCCAACUUCAUGAUCGACAUUGAAGACAAAGCCGAAGUUCCCAUCAUCUCAUUUUCAGCCACACGACCUUCCCUCACUUCUCACCGCAGCUCUUUCUUCUUCCGAGCCGCUCAAAACGAUUCGUCUCAAGUCAAAGCCAUUGGAGCUAUAGUUAAGACCUUCAAAUGGCGACAAGUCGUCCCCAUUUAUAGCGACAAUGAGUUCGGCGACGGUAUCAUCCCUGACCUAAUCGACGCUCUACAAGAAGUCGACACUGACGUGCCAUACCAAAGCAAAAUUUCCCCCACCGCAACCGACGAGCAAAUCAGCCUCGAACUUUACAAGUUAAUGACAAUGCAAACGAGAGUAUUCGUAGUACACAUGCUAGCCCGUGAUGCUUCUCGACUUUUCGCAAAGGCAAAAGAGAUUGGAAUGAUGAAAGAAGGGUACGUUUGGAUAAUCACAGAUGCUAUAGCAAAUCCAUUGGAUUUAAUAGAGCCUUCAAUAUUGGAGUCCAUGCAAGGAGUUUUAGGAAUAAGAACUCACGUCCCCAAAUCCAAAAGGCUUGAGUAUUUUAAACUUGAAUGGCGUAAGAGAUUUCGAAGAUAUUAUCCAACAAUAGAAGAUAUUCCUGAGUUGAACGUGUUUGGGUUAUGGGCUUACGAUGCAGCUUGGGCAUUGGCCGAAGCAGUGGAGAAGGCUGGAACAGAUAACCUCAAAUACAAGCCAGCCAUAAACAUACCAGCCAUGGAAAUGAACUCAUCAAACUAUUUAUACAGUCUAGGAGUGAAUGAAAAUGGUGUAAAAUUGAGAGAUGCAUUAUCAAAGGUGAGUUUCAAAGGGUUAGCUGGUAUGUUCGAUUUGAUAAAUGGGGAAUUGGAAUCAUCUGUUUUUGAGAUAGUGAAUUUGGUGGAUAAUGGAAGAAGAAAUGUUGGGUUUUGGUCAGUAGAAAGUGGGUUAAGGAGGAAAUUAAAAGAUCAGCUGGACGGUUCAAGAUCAAGAUCAACAAGUGGAUUGAGAACCAUAAUUUGGCCAGGAGAAGCAGAUUUUACUCCAAAAGGAUGGGAAAUUCCAACAAAUGGGAAAAAAUUGAGAGUUGGAGUUCCAAUAAGGAGUGGAUUUUUUGAGUUCGUGAAAGUGGGGUUCGAUCCUAAAACAAAUGAAACGAAAGUGAGUGGUUAUUGUAUUGAUGUGUUUAAGGCUGUGAUUGAAGCUUUGCACUAUCAUGUUGCUUAUGAAUUCGUUCCAGUUAGCAUUGCCAAUUCAUAUAUAGGUUCCAGCUAUAAUAGCUUGGCUUAUCGACUCUUCCUUGGGGUAAUUAUUAAGUACUAUUUAACUUUGAUUACUUAA
Molecule: messenger RNA, 1335 nt
Organism: Cucumis melo (muskmelon)
Lineage: Eukaryota; Viridiplantae; Streptophyta; Magnoliopsida; Cucurbitales; Cucurbitaceae
Product: glutamate receptor 2.2-like
Exons: 2
Coding region: 1-1335 (444 amino acids)
Source: RefSeq, a predicted model, not a curated record